This is a messenger RNA of Symbiodinium pilosum, 1410 nucleotides long. The record is from the annotation of a GenBank genome assembly. NCBI's taxonomy places the organism in Eukaryota, Dinophyceae, Suessiales, Symbiodiniaceae.
AUGCACAAGGGCUACAACUCCUGCGAUGGAUCAUCUUUGACCAUUGGCCAGGUUUUAGAUGAGUUGCCCUUUGGCUCUUUCCAUAUUGGCCACAUUCUGUGGACAACCACGGCUGUGGCAAUCUUUGCUAUACACUCCGAGAUGACGCCAUACAUGUUCCCAGGGCUACAGAUGCAGUUUGGUGCAGACAAGGAUGAGCUCUCCACCUAUGCUGCUGCAUACCAAGCUGGCUGCGCGUUUGGAGCUCUGCUCGCGCCAGUAUUGGCUGAUAAGCUCGGACGAAAGCCCACACUGGUGUUUGCCACCGCUGUGACCACGUUGCUGAAUUAUGCUUCUGCUUCCGCAACCUCUUUCAAUAUGAUACUAGUUCUUCGAACGCUUGGUUCUGCGAGCUGGGGCAUUGCCUAUUCUGCUCUGGGCCCGUGGUAUGUUGAGUUCCUUCCGACAGCUGCUCGUGGGGCGAUGCUGGCUGCGAUUACACUGGGAUGGCCUGUAGGGCGCGGCGCCGUCAUUGUGAGCUCCGACGUCUUUGAUAACAACUGGCAAAAGAUGCAGCUGCUAUCAGCAGUGUCCAUGGGAGUGUUGCUUCUUGGCACAUGCCUGAUAUAUGAAUCACCCCGCUAUCUGGUGGCCACGGGCAGGAUUGAAGAGGCCAAAGCUGUGCUAGCAGACCUGCACAGAAGGAAUGGUAAACAAUGGUCGUCUGACUGCCGGCUUCGUAUUGCCACAGCGUCCUCAACUGAUGAGAGGAGUUGGCAGGAGCUUUUCAACGGGGAGUUCCUGCCCAAGAUCCGCUUCUGCUUGAUCCUCUUCUCCCUCCUGUCAAUGACCACCAUCAUGAUUGACACUUGGGGGCCGAUGCUCUUUCAGAAUCUUAUGUUUCCAGAUGACAAUGCUUUGCCUCGAGCCCUCCUCAUGAUCUUCAAUGUGGGAGACUUUUGUGGGCUGGUUGUCUCAGUCCUUGUGGUUGACUUCAUUGGCAGACGGGGAAGCUUUGCUGUAGGUUUCUUUUUUCAAGGGACUCUGCUCCUCGGCCUGGCAGGAACUCAUGUCUUGAAUGAUGCUGCCCGUCUCUACCUGCAGUCCAUCCUGGGUGCGGUCUCAGCCUCGUGCCGCGGAUUUGCAUGGGAGGGAGCCAUCAUGUGGGUCUUGGAGGCUUUCCCUACGACUCUCCGGACUGCGGCGCUUUCGUUGUCAAGGGUGGUGAUGCAUUCCAUGGCGAUCAUCACGCUCAAGGUAUCGGCUCAGUGCCUCUCUUCACUUCCAGCCUUCACCUGGCUACAAUUGCUCGGCUGCACCUCGCUCGUUGGAGGUGUCAUCGUGUUUCUCUGCAACCCUGCCGAAAGUGCUUGCAAGCCGCUGAUGGAAGGUUCAUCCGUGACAGCCAAAGAUGCAGGCAGCCAGGCUUGA